Papaver somniferum (opium poppy) is the source of this 1593-nucleotide messenger RNA. RefSeq lists its product as uncharacterized. Bases 1 to 1593 code for a protein of 530 amino acids. The record is from RefSeq and is a predicted model, not a curated record. The transcript has a single exon. NCBI's taxonomy places the organism in Eukaryota, Viridiplantae, Streptophyta, Magnoliopsida, Ranunculales, Papaveraceae.
AUGUGUAAGUUCUUCCCGGAAAUCCUGGAAGGCGAGGCAAGGAAAUGGUUCUACAACCUCUCACCAGGAACAAUUGACAGUUACGAGACUCUAGUCGAAGCCUUUCUUGAAACGUACAUGCACAACAUCAGACCUCGUCCCAGGGUCAACAGGUUAUUCACCUUGGCUCGACGGUUUAGGAAGCCUCUCAGAUUAUUGACCGAUCGAUGGAGAAAUUUGUGUACAGAAAUUGGGAAGGUACCAGUCGACCAGCAGAUAUUCGGGUUCGAAAACGCACUAGGGAGGUCAGAUCCCAUCUGGAUAGCCAUGUUCACUGAAAAGCCACAAACAUUGAAGGAAAUGAGGAAAAUGCAAGAACAUUUCAUCGCCCUAGAAGAAAUUCAGGAAGAAUCAAGGGAUAGAGGAGUGCAAGAGGCUAGUGCGGCGCCCGAGUCGACAUCGGACGAUGUUCAACAUCGUCCCGAGAAGAGACCGAGCCCACCUACGCGAGGAAAUGAGAAGAAGGAAUGGGUAGCUAAAGGAAAGAGGCUGAGGCACGAGGCGAGAACCUACACCCCUUUGAAUGCUCCACUAGAGGAAAUCUUCAAAGAGGUCGAGAAAAGGAGUGACAUCAUAUACCUAGCUUCAAGAGGGAUACAGUUCGAGGAGACCAAGGAUCACCCAGAGUAUUGCCAUUAUCAUAAAUAUAGAGGUCACUCUACAAAUAACUUUCGAGAAGUAAAAGACAUCGUGCAACAUCUUAUUCGAGACGGUUACCUGAGACAGUUCGUCCAACACCCGGCCCAGACGACCGCAUCGCCCGAUGCACCCGUCCACCAGGUCAGUAUCGACAGAUCCAUGCAGUUUGUCAACACGAUUUCGCAUUCGGACACUCAAGCGUACAAUCUGAAUCCUGGAAUCAUGUCUAGAAUCCGCAAGAGGGAUCAUAAUGGGAAGGAAAUUUUCAGUGUAGCAAAAGCUUUGCCGAUGGAACCCUGGAUGCUGCGACCCAUCUUUUUUUCGGCUCAGAAUGUCCCAAUGAACGACCAAGCUCACAGUGAUCCCUUGGUUAUCACCCUGCUGAUUGAGGAAUGGGGGGUAAGAAGGAUACUAGUGGAUAAUGGGAGCUCAGUCGAAGUACUCUUCUACGACACGUUCAAGAGGAUGGAGUUGUCAGAUGAUAUACUCGUCCCAUCGACAUAUCGUAUCUACGGUUUUAAUGGGACCGUGACCAUCCCAAAGGGCGAAGUAACCCUAAGGGUAUCGGACGGGGGUGGUUACCUAGAUACAUUAACUACAUUCUGUGUGGUCGAUGUCGCCUCGCCCUAUGAAGCUAUUAUCGGGAGACCGUGGAUCGUGGGAAUCAAAGGAGUGGCAUUGGCUUAUCAUCAGAGGCUACGAUUCCCAAUGUACAAGGGGAUAGAUGAGGUCGUAGGAGAUUCAAAGUCAGCCCGACAAUGCAUGCAGGUCGAUGCCCAGAUAAAUGAGGAGCGGCGAGCAAGACAAAGGGGAGAUAAGAACAAGGCUAAAGAAACCAAAGCCGCAGAGGAACUGGAAAGAUUUAUUUCGCAGGCGGUCAUGACAUACGAAACACAAGGAAACGAGCCUUCAUAG